AUGAAGUACUUGUUGCCCCUUCUGCAUGUCAUCGCUCUGUGCAUUUAUAAGAAGGAACAUGAGGGCGAGUGUUAUGAUUGUCUUGUGUGUGGUUCCCUUGCUGUAUGGAGCGGAGGGGAGCGUCUCAGAAGGGAAGAGCAAAAGACGACUCACUCGAGGAUAUUGUACCAGUUGACGAGACGAAAAAGGAGGGGAGGUGCUCGACGCAGACGCAACAAUCGUAGUGCAAAGCGGCGAAACAGAAGGCGUAAAAAACGGCUCGCUAGGCAGCGGAAGGCACAACGUAGGAAGGCAAGGAGAGAACAAAGGAAAAGAAAGAAGCAGAGGAAGAGAGCUGAGCGCAAAAGGAAAAGAAAGGAGAGAAAAAAAAGAAGGCAAGAAAGGAAGGAAAGGAAAAGACAAAAAAAAAGACAAAAGAAAGAAGAAAAGGAACGACAGAAGGAGAGAGAAGCGGGGGGACCAUCAAGUGACGACUUACAGACCAAUUCAAAUGGUCAUGAGGACGAUGGUGCGGAGGUACAAGCGGGGUCUCCUCCAGCUGAGGACAGUUACAAUGACGGGGCCAGUCCGUAUAAUGCGGCAGAAGAAGGCGCAUCUUCACCAGUGGCGAGUGGGGUAACACAGAUGGGAGGUCACCCACCUGAAAGGAGUGGAGGGCCGAUUGACUCAUAUGGGUCCUACGGUUCCUCACUGCAUGACGACAACAGGGACAUCUCCAGCCAUUCAACACACGGAGGCGCAGGGACAGCUGUAGAGGGAGUCAGCCCAUACGAAGCCGAGCUGGGGAAGAACGUGAAGGUGAUCCAUUUCGACCGACUAAAGAAGGAACCCAAGGGGGAGCUUAUAAAUAAAAUCAGAGGGAUCCUAAAUACACUGGAGUGA
Plasmodium fragile is the source of this 882-nucleotide messenger RNA. RefSeq lists its product as uncharacterized. The record is from RefSeq and is a predicted model, not a curated record. Lineage: Eukaryota; Apicomplexa; Aconoidasida; Haemosporida; Plasmodiidae. The coding region runs from base 1 to 882 and encodes 293 amino acids. The transcript has a single exon.